Panicum virgatum (switchgrass) is the source of this 2810-nucleotide messenger RNA. RefSeq names its product myb-like protein X. Gene Ontology annotation, biological process: regulation of double-strand break repair; chromatin organization. NCBI's taxonomy places the organism in Eukaryota, Viridiplantae, Streptophyta, Magnoliopsida, Poales, Poaceae. The record is from RefSeq and is a predicted model, not a curated record. Gene Ontology annotation, cellular component: nucleus. The transcript is spliced from 12 exons. The coding region runs from base 256 to 2385 and encodes 709 amino acids. Gene Ontology annotation, molecular function: DNA binding; histone binding.
CUCCUGAUAGACGCCCAGCAAUUAAAAAAAAAUCUUAAAAUCCCUGCGGAAAAAAAUCACGCGAAAAUUCUCCCCGUCUCUGUCUCGCUCUCUCUCGCGAGGGCAAGGAGGAAGCGGGGGAAGGCGAGGAGGCGGGCGACGCGACUCCACUCUCCCCCCUCAGGCACCCAGCUGCCGUCGCUUCUCGCGCCGCCAGCUCCGCAGUUAGAGCAUUAAGGGUCGCCUUGGUUGCCUGAGGCCGACCCAGCGCCUGCAAUGGAGGAGAAGGCCGUCGCAAAUGGCACAGCAGCUGAUGAUGUCGCUGCUCCGGAUAAUAACAAGGAUAGCACCAAUAAGGAAGAAGCUGUCAAGAGCAUGGAGCCUGCAGUAGUGAAUAAGGAUGCUGAAGAACAUAAUAAAGGCUCAGAAAAUGGCACCGAGGGCCCGUCAGAUGCAGAUGUCAAGAUGGCAGAGGCUGAGAGUGCAAAGGAAGGUGAUGCAGCUGCAGCAAAGGAUGUGGAUUCCGAGGAUGUCAAAAUGGAUGCAGAUGCAAUGGAAGGUGAUGGUGAUGCAGCUGUGGCAAAGCAGGUGGAUUCUGAGGAUGUCAAAAUGGAUGCAGAUGCAAAGGAAGAUACUGAUGCCAAGAAAGAAGGCGAAGAUGUCAAGAUGACUGAGGCCGAGGAAGGAAAUGCGGAGGUCAAAGAUAAAGAAGAGAAGGAAGAUAAAGUUGAUAACACAAACGUGGAUAAGCUGGAUGAAUCAAAGGAGCAAGAGAAAGAUGGUUCGGCAGAGCAAGAGGAAAACAAAGGAAAAGAAACGGACGAGCAUAAGCAACCGGAAGGAACCAAACAGUUAGAUGCAAAAGAAGAGAAAGAUAGUUCUGCAGAGCUAGAGGAAAACAAUGGAAAAGAAACGGAAGAGCAUAAGCAACUGGAAGGAACCGAACAGUUAGAUGCAAAAGAAGAGAAAGAUGGUGCUGAUGAGAAGCAACAGGAAGAGAAAGCAGAAGAAAAGGGCUCUGCUGAUAAGAAAGAUGAAGCUGACAACUUGGAAGAGAACAAGGAGGAGACUCCGAAGAACAAGAAAGUAAGGAGUGCCAGGGAUAGAAGCCAGGGAAAGGAGAAGAAACAGGAUGGGUCCAAAUCCAGGGAAGCUAAAAGUUUGCUGGAGACCCCGAGCCCAUAUGGGACUGAUCGCCCUCAACGCGAGAGGAAAACAGUGGAGAGGUUGGUUGAGGUGAUUGAGAAGGAACCAAACAGGAACUUCGUGGUUGAGAAGGGACGUGGGACUCCUCUGAAGGAUAUACCAAAUGUGGCACACAGAAUAUCGAGGAAGAAACCUGGUGAUCUUAAAUUUCUUCACAAUCUUCUUUUUGGGAGGAAGGGCAAGAGCGUCGACUUUAAAGGACAUAUACUCCAGUUCUCUGGAUUUGUUUGGCAUGAGAGUGAUGAAAAGCAGAGGGCCAAGGCAAAGGAUAAGCUUGACAAAUGUGUAAAAGACAUACUGUUGGACCUCUGUUGGAUGCUUGCUAUUCCAGUUCCAAAAACAAACCUUAGAAAGGAAGAUAUUGUGUCAAAGCUGUUGGACUUCAUUGCUGAACCUCACUCUGCAGCUGAUUCUGGGCUGUCUGAUGAACAGGGAUCAAAUUCUAGGAAACGCAAGAGAGGAGGUGAAAGCGCUAGUAAGACUCCUGACGACACACCUAGUAGGUCGAUGAAGAAAUUUGGCAAUGAUUCCACUUCAGGUAAAAGGCGGAAGAAAGCACUUAAGUACGAUACUGAUGAUGAUGAUUCCAUGAAGUCUGACAGUGAGGAAAACAGAGAUGAAGAUGCAGAAGAACACGAAGACGACUAUGACUCUGGGAAAGAGAAGGCAGGGAAAAAGUUCCCAAAAGUACAAGAAUCUUCAAGCAAAAAGAAGACUGACAGAGGGAGUGGCUAUAAAACAGGUCAUCCAAAGACAAUUAGCAAAAGUCCAGUAAAAAAAGCAUCAUCCAAGAUUUCUGAGGAUAAAGAAAGCCCUGAUAACAGUGCAAAGGUCUUUUCUAGGAAGAGGAAACCUACAGCAAAGGGUGAAAAGGAUAUCAAAGAAAAAAAGUCAGCAGGUAAAAAGGUGACAAAAGGUAAAGGUGAAUCAGCCGAAGCGGAUCUUCCCAGCAAGGACGAACUGAGGAAGACCAUUACUGCAAUCCUCAAAAAAGUUGACUUCAACACGGCAACUUUCAGUGACAUUCUUAAGAAGCUCGACAACCACUACCAAAUGGAUCUGACUCCAAAGAAAGAAGCCAUCAAAGUUAUGAUCCAAGAUGAGCUAACCAAGAUGUCAGAGGCAGAUGAGGAUGAAGACACAAAUGAAGACGCUGGGAAGAAACAGCAGCAGCCUCAAGCGAAGGAGGUCGAGGCUUGAGGAUUCCUGGAACCCCGUAGCCGUAGUACCCGCUGUUAAUUAUCCUGUACUUAAUAUGCAUGCCUUGCCUUGUACAGGCAUACUAUGUUAAUUAUCGCCGCCAGCUUGAGAACCCAACCUUUGAUUGUGUAUGUUAAGACGUGUAGGCAGCCCUGAGCCCCCCACACCUUUUAGCUGACUGAUUGGAGAGGUACUCCUAGGUAACUUGUCUCUAGAUUUGCAAAUGGUGUCUGAAACUCUGCAUUUCCUGUGGCAGAGCAUGUACUGAAAUAGUUUAUGAUAGGUUUGAAUAACACAUGGACGGGCGUGUUAGGUUGUAAUUGUCAUUGUUUCUGUGAGUUUUUAUUUAGCAUGUUGCUACUGUGGAUAGUGGAUUAAGGAAUAGUAUUUGUGGUAUGCAUUGCCUGCGGGAGCGGGACUCUUCA